AUUCACGGAGCCGGCCGGCCUCCCGCCCUGGGUGUUUCCCUGCCUUGUAGCCAGGGUGCCAGCCUGGGAAGUAGUUUCGUUUCCUUCUGCCUCCGGGAUUAGUUUCCAGGCACCCUCUCAGGCGCCCGAGGCCCGGGAAGGGGGCGAAGAAGGAGGGAGACUUGUCUAGGGGCUGCCCGGCCCGGCAGAGCGGGGUUGAUGGACCGGGCCGCCCGGUGCAGCGGCGCCAGCUCCCUGCCACUGCUCCUGGCCCUUGCCCUGGGUCUAGUGAUCCUUCACUGUGUGGUGGCAGAUGGGAAUUCCACCAGAAGUCCUGAAACUAAUGGCCUCCUCUGUGGAGACCCUGAGGAAAACUGUGCAGCUACCACCACACAAUCAAAGCGGAAAGGCCACUUCUCUAGGUGCCCCAAGCAAUACAAGCAUUACUGCAUCAAAGGGAGAUGCCGCUUCGUGGUGGCCGAGCAGACGCCCUCCUGUGUCUGUGAUGAAGGCUACAUUGGAGCAAGGUGUGAGAGAGUUGACUUGUUUUACCUAAGAGGAGACAGAGGACAGAUUCUGGUGAUUUGUUUGAUAGCAGUUAUGGUAGUUUUUAUUAUUUUGGUCAUCGGUGUCUGCACAUGCUGUCACCCUCUUCGGAAACGUCGUAAAAGAAAGAAGAAAGAAGAAGAAAUGGAAACUCUGGGUAAAGAUAUAACUCCUAUCAAUGAAGAUAUUGAAGAGACAAAUAUUGCUUAAACAGGUGCCUCCUACUAGCUAAACCCACCAGAAACCAGAGGGCAAUGGAGCCCUGGUGAUGGAAUCUGAAGUGGCCAGUCUCCUGGAGACAGAGCAGGGCAGAGAAAGGCUCCAAGAAGGCACAUGACGCGUAACUAGCACAACAAAGCAGGAUAGUUUUGGUUGUAAUAACAUAAAAUCCAACUCAAACUGGCUUAAAAUGAAGGCAACGUAUUGGCUCACAUGAAUGGCAGUCCAGAGGUAAGGUGGGCUUCACACUUGUCAAACCAGAGGCUCACACGUAAGGAACCAGAUUAUUUCCCUCUUUCUGCUCACUAUUCUGAGUUGGCUUUCAUCCUUGGUCAGUUCCUCUUAGGUCCUAAGAAAGGCCAGUAGCAAUUAGGGCUACAAGCUUCCUCGUUUACAUCCAGUAUGAGAGAGUAGUGUCUUUCCACAGCUCAGUUGUACAAAGAAUCUCUUCCAGAAAAUCCCAGCAGCUUAAUGGGGUUGGUAAAUGCUUGACGAGAAAUUAUAUGUGCUCCUAACUUAUUACAAAAACAACAUUAUUGAAUUGAAAACAAAAUGGCUGGCUCUGGAUUUUUAAAUUAUUAUUAUUAUUGCAUAGUCCAUUUCUUUUAAGUGAUGUGCUGUUAUUUUCUUCAUUCUCAGAGGCUAUGAAGUUACCUCCAGGUUGGUGGCAAGCUGCAAAGUGCCUUGCUCAUUUGAAAAUGGACAGAAUGUGUCUCAGGAAAACAGCUAGUAGACAUGAAUUUUAAAUAAUGUAUUUACUUUUUAUUUGCAACUUUAGUUUGUGUUAUUAUUUUUUAAUAAGAACAUUAAUUAUAUGUAUAUUGUCUAGUAAUUGGGAAAAAAGCAACUGGUUAGGUAGCAACAACAGAAGGGAAAUUUCAAUAACCUUUCACUUAAGUAUUGUCACCAGGAUUACUAGUCAAACAAAAAAGAAAAGUAGAAAGGAGGUUAGGUCUUAGGAAUUGAAUUAAUAAUAAAGCUACCAUUUAUCAAGCAUUUACCAUGUGCUAAUAAGUUUGAAAUAUAUUAUUUCCUUUAUUCCUUUCAGCAAUCCAUGAGAUAGCUAUUAUAAUCCUCAUUUCCUACAUAUGGAAACAGGGCCAAAGAAGUCAAGUCAAAUAAUCUAAUCCAGAUUUAGAGAGUUGGAGAUUGGUAGAGACAGACUAGAAAUCAAGAUUUAUCUAAAUCAAAAUCUAUGCUCUUAACCAUCAUUUUUGUUAGUCUGAAUCGGUGCAACCUAACUCAAUAAUAUAACCCAAGGUUUUAUACUGAACUGUGUUUUGGUAUGAUUGUGAGAUGUCAAGACCGUCUUCCCACAGGCACACAGAAUGAGAAAUCCUGGCCUAUAUUGCUGUUACCAUCAUGCUUUCUAUAGAAUUGGCUUUUAUUAUGUUUCUUUGCUCCUUUAUAAAUUCUCAAUGAUGUGACUACAUUUUUACAUUAUUAAAGCAAAUAGAUUGGCCCCAUAACUAGGGAAAUGAAUAGAGAUGGAAAAGUAAAUGCUUGGCAUUCCUUAAGCCCUGGGUAAGUGUUUAUGCUCAAUAAAAUAUAAAUAAUAUUACUGAAAGAGGCUGUUUAUAUGGGAGUAAUGGUCAGUGACAACACUGGAGAGACCAGGUAGGGACCGGUUGUGACCAUAUCCUCAUUUAUGUUCUUGAUGACAGCAUAUAUGAUUGCUCUCAGGUAAAUUUUGAUGCAGUAAAUUCAUGACCAUAACAUCUAUUACUUGGGACCAUCUUGCCAAGUGCUCCUUUACUCCAUGAAAUAUUUAAUAAACACUGCUUUAAACCUGGAAAAGCACAAUCUACAUUUAGUGAAUAUUUCAUAGAAUAUUUAACUUUUUACAUUGAUUACGUGGUUCACUUACAAAAAUCGAUGGAAGAUGCCCCCCAACUUGUGCCUGUCGGCCAAGCAGCUUCUUUUUUAGAAUCUUUGCAAAUUUUACUUUGCAAUGUAGAUUCCAUAGUGAAGUGGAGAAUUCAGACAAAUGCUGAAAUCGCAUAUUACCUUCUAGCAUCCAUGGUGUUUUGAGUGAAGCUGGGGCUGUACUUACAUAUGAUACAUAAAUAGCUCCCCUAUUAGUAAAAGCUAAGCCAAACAACUGAUAAUUUUCAAAAUCUAUUUUUUCUCCUGAUUUAAUGGUCAUACUUGAAACACAAUUAUAUCCAACUGAUCCAUGUUGUAUAUGCCUUAUUUUCAAAAGUCUCAUUUAAGCUCAUUCAUGCCCUUUCUCUUAUGUAGUCUUCUUCGAUACGAAAGGAGCUUGGAAUAAAUAUCCAUUAGAGCUUUUAAAAACACAAAACAAUGCUUUAAUGUUUCUUUUUUCCUGGACUGAGUUUGGCUGACCAACAAAAUCUCUCAAGCCAUUUUGUUUUGAUCCUAAAAUAUCAAUGGUGGCUCUCGAAAUUUGGUAGAUCUGAUAUCAAGAAAGAAUUUCAAAGAUUUUUAUAUCUUUUCAAAAUGUAUUUUAUAGUUGCUUUGCAUACACUAAAUAACUUUGUUUAUGUAAACUGUCAAUAUUAUCAUGUAAUAAAAUAAAUUUAUUUUUAAAACAAA
This is a messenger RNA of Homo sapiens (human), 3300 nucleotides long. RefSeq names its product betacellulin (gene BTC). Gene Ontology annotation, molecular function: receptor ligand activity; growth factor activity; epidermal growth factor receptor binding. The record is from RefSeq and is a predicted model, not a curated record. The coding region runs from base 199 to 735 and encodes 178 amino acids. Lineage: Eukaryota; Metazoa; Chordata; Mammalia; Primates; Hominidae. The transcript has 6 exons. Gene Ontology annotation, cellular component: plasma membrane; extracellular region. Gene Ontology annotation, biological process: epidermal growth factor receptor signaling pathway; positive regulation of mitotic nuclear division; positive regulation of urine volume.